AUUUAGCUUUGUCAAACAAAUAAUAUUCUGCAGUUGGGCCAAUGGUAACAUUGUAAACAAACAGCCUUUUAAGAAGUAUGACAUCUAAUAUGAUAAAGUUUACAACCAAAAACCAUAGAGUUUACAAUCACAAUUAAUUUAUUUUAAAGGUUAUAGCAGCUGGUGUGAUUUUCUAAGAAUCCCUCUAUUUUGUGGAUAUAUCUUCCUUGCACAUGAAAUAAAAGUUUAUAGAAAAUGGUUAUGUGUUACAUUUGCUCAAAAAAUUUCUCUUUAAAUAAAAACCUUUAUGAACAUCUACGGAAUAGACAUAAAGUUUCUCCUGAGGUGCCUGGAAAAAUUCCUUGUUCAUUUAGAUGUGAGAGCAAAUUUCGCACUCAUAAAGAACUGCGCAGUCACUUAGAAUCUGUUCAUAAUCAUCCUGUUGAGUGUGAAAUAUAUGAAUUUCAUGACUUUGAAACAUUUGAAACCUGGAAGAAAAGGUAUGAAGAAACAACAGGUUAUGGGUACACACUUAGAGUAUCAGAGAGGGUACUGCGAAGUGGUGAAGCAAAAUCUCAUUAUAUAUGUCAUCGAUCUGGAGUCCAUAAAUCUGAAUCUAAAGGUCAGCGAAGACUCAAAAAGGGUGGAUCAAAUAAAAUUGGCACAACAUGUCCUUCUAUAUUAGAAGUAUCCAGAUCUUUGGCAGAUGGAAGUAUCAAAGUUAUUUUUUGGAAAACACACAUUGGUCAUGAAGCUGAUUCUGUGCAUUUACCCAUUCAUAAAACAAAAAAUACAAAAAAGCUAGAUACAAUUGAUUUUGAUGUUUGUGCAAUCCUACCUGCAGCUGGUAAAGGUGAACGCAUGGGAGUGGACACUCCAAAGCAGUAUAUACCUGUUCAUCAAAAACCAGUUAUAUGCUACACAGUUGAUGCAUUUCUGAGGUUACCUUUUAUCAAAAAAGUUAUUGUAGUUGCUUCAACUGGAAGUCUAAAUUUAAUGCUUGAAAAAUUGUGCCAAAAUUGUGUACUGCAAGGAGACAAGUUAAUGGUUACAGAAGCAUCAGGAACAAGACAUGAAUCUAUUAGAUCUGGAUUAAGAGUGCUUCAGACUUGCUGUGAAACUCUACCAGAAAUUGUAAUUGUUCAUGAUGGUGUUAGACCUUUCUUUCCUGAAGACAUUGUUUGUAAUCUUGUUAUGGCAGCUAAAGAAUAUGGGGCAUCUGGCAUUAUUUGUCCAUUAGUAUCUACAGUCAUCUCAAUAGAUGAUGAUAGCUUUUUAGAUGCUGCUUUGGAUAGAAGUAAAUACAAAGCUAGUGAAAUGCCCCAAGCUUUCCAGUAUGAAUUGCUAUCGAAAGCUUAUGAUUUAAUAUCACCCUCUGAUUUAGAAACAGGUACUGAAUGUCUUAAACUUAUUCUUGAUUAUACUGGAAUUAGAGCAAAGCUGUUACCUUCAACUUCACACUUAUGGAAAAUCACUCAUCGGAAAGAUAUUUAUGCUGCAGCAGCUGUAGUAAAAGAAAAUCAGUCUGUUGCUCUCAUCAAUAGUCAUACUGCGCCAGAGUUCGUACCUUUCUUAAAAUCAGCUCUUAGUCAAACAUUUAAAAGUGUUCACUUGGCUGGAAAAUUCACAGAUUCUUUGAACAAAUUUUAUAACCUUGUAAUCAUUCAUGAUCACAAUAACCCAUAUAAUUUGAUAGAGAAUAUGAACAUUUUUUGUAGUGAGCAGAAAUUAACACAACUUUGUUCAGUAGUUCAUAUUUUUAUGAAUAAUUUUGACAACACUAUAAAUUUUCUUGAAUUUCAAAAGCAAGCAAGAGACACUGCCAAAACUUUAAAGUCUGCAAAUAUACUAGUAUAUAUUAUCAUAAAAGAACAGACUGAACAAUCGGCAACAUUUGAAGAAACGGCAGAAUUAGUAAGAUCUCUUUUGUUUGAUUGUAAUGCAAGCAUCAGUGGAACUGUUUUUCUGUCAUGAUAAACAAAACAAUGUUCAUUAAAAUUAAUUUUUUAAAGGCAGCUUCUGUUGUAAAUAAAAAAAAAAAAUAGAAAGAAUUUCUGUAUAUAAUGAAAAUGCAUUCAAAUCUGUAGAUUAAUCAUAAUCCUUUCAUUGUUUUAAAAUUUAUUCUAUAUCAUGUAUAUUUGGAGGAUACAGAUAAUUACUCCUCAUGUGAUAAUGAUUAAAAUUUUCUUUUUCUAGAAUGUUAAGCUAAUAUUAAAAAUGAUUCUCACACAGGUGUUCUAUGUUGUAAACUAAAAUGAA
Argiope bruennichi is the source of this 2238-nucleotide messenger RNA. RefSeq names its product D-ribitol-5-phosphate cytidylyltransferase-like. Bases 235 to 1953 code for a protein of 572 amino acids. The transcript is spliced from 12 exons. Gene Ontology annotation, cellular component: cytosol. Gene Ontology annotation, molecular function: D-ribitol-5-phosphate cytidylyltransferase activity. Gene Ontology annotation, biological process: isoprenoid biosynthetic process; protein O-linked glycosylation via mannose. The record is from RefSeq and is a predicted model, not a curated record. NCBI's taxonomy places the organism in Eukaryota, Metazoa, Arthropoda, Arachnida, Araneae, Araneidae.